UCUUCAGCUGAUGGAUCUCCUGUGACUACCCCAAGUUCUACUCCUUUGACUGGUGGCCAUGCACCAAAAUAUGGAACCAUAAUACCAAGUCGAAUUUUUGUCGGUGGGAUUGCCGCAAACACUACAGAUGCAGAGCUGAAACAAUAUUUUUCUGCGUUUGGUGCUGUGAAGGACACAAAAAUCAUAACAGAUCGAGCUGGAGUAUCAAAAGGAUAUGGCUUUGUCACCUUUGAAAGUCAAGAAGAUGCUGACAGAAUCAUAAAAAAAGAGUCUGACAACCUCAUAUUCAAAGACCGGAAAUUGAAUAUAGGCCCUGCAGUAAGGAAACAGGGUCUCCCUCGACCAUAUGAUGCAAGUAUACCUCCAGGUUCUGUCUUAUUCACAAAUGGUGUUCCUUACACAUAUCAGAAUGGCAUGGCUAUUUUUCAAACCCCAGAUGGCAACUACCCAAUGACUCAGCCCCAGCAGUCCUAUGCAACAGCAGCAGUAAUGAUCCCACAGAAUCAAGUGUACAUGACACCUCAGUACCCUUAUCAGCAGUCUUUGCAGAGUUCAUUACAGCCGGUCCAACCAAACCCAGGGUAUAUUUGGGCUACCAUGCCAACAGCUGCCGAUGUUGUGUACCAAACCCCGCAAACAUAUCAGGGUGCUGAGCUUGCUGAUGCUACUUUUGUAGAAGGAACUACAGUCGAGGGCAAUGUGAUUCCUGUAGAGCAGUCAUUGGCAAACCGCAUUCAUUCUCCUGUAUCUGACGUAAACACUUCUGACCAGACCACAGUGGCCACAGUACCUGUUAUUCCAGUACAAGCAGCUGCUAAAAAUGCUGUAGCUAGUUAUAAAAAGCACUAUGCUCUCACAAGAAGGUCUUUCAAUAGCCCCACUAUUCUUGUGAAGCAUGGUCAUAAAGUGCAGAGACUCAUGGUUUCUGGAACUUCACCACCAACAAUGUAUAAUGGACAGAUUCUGAAUCCAUGUAACCCGUCGGAUACAGGUGAUGGUAGCGAUACAUACAUUAGAUACACCCACCUGCCAGGGCACUCUGGUGCUACAAAAUGAAGCCUUCCCUCUUUUGAUGCAGAUUUUGCAACUAACUUUUUAAGUUAAAUGGGCUUUACUUUCUUCCUCCUGUUAUUUACUUUUGGGUUUGUGCAAAGCUGUAGUUGCACUGAAUAGAAAAUAAUCUUGAGCAAAAUCCACAGAUCUGUAGCUGUGACUUUAAAGCAGAAAGAAAGAUAAAGCCCCUUUCCUCAUCUUACUUUAGUGUGUGCAUGUGCUUUGAGAUGGAAUGGGUCAUAAUGUUGAAUAAAAGUUAUAGUAGUAACCAAA
This is a messenger RNA of Aplysia californica (California sea hare), 1326 nucleotides long. RefSeq names its product protein boule-like. Gene Ontology annotation, molecular function: RNA binding. The record is from RefSeq and is a predicted model, not a curated record. Lineage: Eukaryota; Metazoa; Mollusca; Gastropoda; Aplysiida; Aplysiidae.